Oppiella nova is the source of this 237-nucleotide messenger RNA. The record is from the annotation of a GenBank genome assembly. NCBI's taxonomy places the organism in Eukaryota, Metazoa, Arthropoda, Arachnida, Sarcoptiformes, Oppiidae.
AUGGGAAUCAAAGAAUUAGAAGCAACAACUCGUGAUAUUCCUGACUACGAUGUGUUGAUGACUCAACCAGGCGAUUCGUAUAACGAUACAACCAUGUUGGGUGAAGCUGAUCACGGUUUCUUAUUUGAUGCGCCUGAAAAUGUGAUUCGUGAAUUUCCACAGUUCCCGCCAAUUCAUGGUUAUGACGCACUGAAAGAAGCAAUUCGUAAAGCAUCUAUUCGUGAUAUUCCAGCUUAA